AUGGCAAACGAUACCUUACUCACAGAUGACUAUGUGGCGGGCUUGUUGGCAAAGGAAGCCAGCGAUGCCUCCAUCAAAUACUCGUCAGUCGGUCUCGAAGCUUUCCGAUCUUCCAAACCACCCAUGCUGACCGUACGCCCAACGACCAGGCCGGCGAACAAGGCGAAGCCCAAUACCAAUUUUCUCGGGCGCAUAAUAAAGGAGACUGCGAAUCACAACAAGGCCCUCCUUGCAAAGGAAGCCGCUGAAGCCCAAGCCCGGCUCAACCACCAUACCGCGGUCGAAGAGAGGAAGCGACAGCGACUCAACCCCACCAAGUCUGACAUUCGGCGCCGCCAACUUGGGGCUAUAUCUUCCAUUUUGCAGGGUCGCAAAGGAGGCGAGAGUAGCCAUACCAAAAGCGAUCGAGACAGCACCAAGGAAAGGAAGAGUGACAGAAAAGACCGCCACUCGGCCUCAACCAAGACUGAGCCUUCCCAGAGUCGCGAGUCCAAGCAUGGCGACGAGAAAGAUCUCGAACGGUCCCACCGAAGGGUUGACGACGACACAAAGCGCUCACAUCACCGACGGCACGAAAGGUCACGGUCCCGCUCUCCUGGGCACAGAGAACGCAGAGAGCGACGACACCGGGAUCGCUCCCCCCUCAGCAGCGAGCCGGAGGACAGCCAUCGCCAUCACUCCAGGCCGCAUGGAAGGAGGUCAGGGAAGGACGGUAGAGACCGUGGCUCUCAUUCACAUAGGCGACACGAACAUGACGAGCGUGACGAGAAAGAUCAAUCACGGUCCAGUCGGCAUUCCAGGCCGCAUCGCCAUGUGGACGAAGAGGACUCCGAUCCCCUGGACGAGCUGAUAGGCCCAGCACCUCCCUCUCAAACGUCGGAGCCGCCAGUUCGUGUCCGAGGAAGAGGCGCCGGUGCUCCUAGAAGGGGCGCCGCGGCGAUGGAUAGCCGGUUUGCGGAGGACUACGAUCCGAAGAACGAUGUGCCGCUGGAUGACAUCCUUAAGCAGGACACGUCCAGCAGCAACACCUGGGACUCGGCUGUGGAGUUGUUCCGGGACAGGCAGAAGUGGAAGCAACAGGGUGCUGACAGACUGCGGGCUGCCGGGUUCACAGAGGAACAGAUCAAAAAGUGGGAAAGGGGUGGCAAGGAAAGUGAAAAGGAUAUGUUUGACUCGGUCAAGUACACCAAGAAGGGUGAGCAGAGGGAAUGGGAUAGGGGGAAGAGCCACAGCAAUUCGGAUAUGGAUUUGGAGUAA
This is a messenger RNA of Podospora anserina S mat+, 1257 nucleotides long. RefSeq lists its product as uncharacterized. Lineage: Eukaryota; Fungi; Ascomycota; Sordariomycetes; Sordariales; Podosporaceae. The record is from RefSeq and is a predicted model, not a curated record. The transcript has 2 exons. Bases 1 to 1257 code for a protein of 418 amino acids.